Messenger RNA from Polypterus senegalus (gray bichir), 1831 nucleotides. It is a transcript of the gene cnot7, whose product is annotated as CCR4-NOT transcription complex, subunit 7. NCBI's taxonomy places the organism in Eukaryota, Metazoa, Chordata, Cladistia, Polypteriformes, Polypteridae. The record is from RefSeq and is a predicted model, not a curated record. Gene Ontology annotation, cellular component: CCR4-NOT complex; P-body; CCR4-NOT core complex. The coding region runs from base 247 to 1107 and encodes 286 amino acids. The transcript has 7 exons. Gene Ontology annotation, molecular function: nucleic acid binding; poly(A)-specific ribonuclease activity.
GGCAUCAGAGCACCGUAAUGGAAGUUCAGAGGUGGAAGGUGGUGUGUUUUCGUUAUUUAUAAAAUUAAUUCAAUAAAAACAAGAAAACGUUAAAAAUUGUUACAGUUUACAUGAUAUACCCCGUCCAUUUAUAAGCAAGGUAGCAAACAACGCAGAACUGCAAAGGAGUACAUUACUGCAAACCUAUGAAACUGAUCAUUUCAGAAAGUGAGUUGUUUUUGAUGCUUGCCACCUAAAAUUGGCAUUAUGCCAGCUGCAACCGUAGAUCACAGUCAACGAAUCUGUGAAGUAUGGGCUUCCAACCUGGAUGAAGAGCUGAAGAGAAUUCGGCAAGUUAUACGUAAAUAUAACUACAUUGCUAUGGACACAGAGUUUCCAGGGGUAGUAGCAAGGCCAAUUGGAGAAUUCAGAAGCAAUGCUGACUACCAAUACCAAUUACUGAGAUGUAAUGUAGAUUUGUUAAAGAUAAUUCAACUGGGACUCACUUUCAUGAAUGAGCAGGGCGAGUAUCCACCUGGCACGUCAACAUGGCAAUUCAAUUUUAAAUUUAACCUCACAGAGGACAUGUAUGCGCAAGACUCUAUAGAGCUUCUAACAACAUCUGGUAUACAGUUUAAAAAACAUGAAGAAGAGGGAAUUGAAACACUUUACUUUGCAGAACUUUUAAUGACCUCAGGUGUAGUACUCUGUGAUGGUGUCAGAUGGCUGUCUUUUCAUAGUGGUUAUGACUUUGGGUACCUAGUCAAAAUCCUGUCCAAUUCCAAUUUGCCAGAGGAAGAAUUGGACUUUUUUGAGAUCCUCCGUUUAUUUUUUCCCGUCAUUUAUGAUGUGAAGUACCUCAUGAAGAGCUGUAAAAACCUCAAGGGUGGCUUGCAAGAAGUUGCAGAGCAGUUAGAAUUAGAGAGAAUAGGGCCGCAGCAUCAAGCUGGCUCAGACUCUCUACUUACAGGCAUGGCCUUCUUUAAAAUGAGAGAGAUGUUCUUUGAGGAUCACAUUGAUGAUGCUAAGUACUGUGGCCAUUUAUAUGGUCUUGGUUCAGGUUCAUCCUAUGUUCAGAAUGGCACCGGCAAUGCAUAUGAGGAAGAAGCUAACAAACAACAAUCAUGACAUGAUGGAUUUACACUUAAAAGGCUGCAUUUCGCUCAUUUCAUUUUAACUUUAUUUCUGGAGGAUGCGACAAUAAGGCCUUUUGUUUAUAACAUUGCAUAUUCUCUUUCCUUUCUUUCUUUUUAGAAUGUUAAACAGCAAGACGAAUUACAAUUAUUUUAUUGCUGCAGACUUUAUUGCAAAGAAAGACGGAAAGUAAACUUUGUUAUUUGUUCAUAGGUCUUCAAAUGUGUUUUGAAAGGAAGAUAGCAAUUGCUAAUACCUUGAUUUCCAUCUGGUUCAGAUUUCUCUAGUUUGGCAAUCAUUAUAAAUUGGCUGUUCACUCAUUUCAUUUCAUGUGUAGCACUUAAAAAAAAAAAAGUGUUAUCUUUUAGUUUUUCAGAAAGGAGGACCAUGCAAAUAUGCACUUUAUACAUCAAGCCUACAUUCUGUAUUUUAUCUACUUUUGUGGCCAUUUUCUUCAUUCUGCUUAACUAUUCUCUGCCCCUCAAUUUUUUUAGGGAGAACUCAAAUAUUUUUUAGUUAAAUUCAUCUUCCAAAGUUUUGCCUUAAAAAAAAGCAAAUCACAUUUUGUGUUGUCUCUGCUGCUUUUUCACCUACAUGUGUACUCAUUCCUAGUAAACUAGUACCCUUUUUUGUUUUUUUUUUUGCUGACAUUUCAUCCCCACAUUUAGACCUCAGUGUCAGCAUCUCUAUUAGUUUGGUUCAUAAUAACUAAAAAAAA